AUGAACACAAGCGAUGCCAACCACUCAAUGAGUAUUUAUGACACCAUAGAGCACGACAUGAGACACUCCAAGGAGUACCUGGCCAACAUGAAGUUCAACUACAUCGAGGUUCUGCACAAGUCUAUUUUUCUGAAAAGACUGAGAGGACAGAAGGAAGAAGAAGAAGCUACCAGCCAGAAAGAAGAGCUUGUAGAGACAAAAAAAAGAAUAGAAGAGCUGAGGAAGAGGUUUGAGAAAAUAUCGCAAGAGGUCAUCCAGCUUAGAGAGCAGGCAGAGAGACAGGAGAACGCUCUAAGAGCAACAAGAGAGAAAGAGAUAGUUAUGAAGAAAAGAAUUGAUGAAAUAUCAAACACUGAAAAGACGCUUAAGAAGUUCACAGAAAUAAAAAGGGAGCACGAGUUCAGAGUGGAAAAAAUAAGACAGAUAAAACAAAAAAUCGAAGAAACGGAGAAUGAGAUUAGCGCAAAAAAACAAACGGUAAACACAAAGCUAUCUGCCAAAGAGUCACUAAUGUCGCAGAAAACCUUUUUACAGGAAAGACUGAAGGAUCUGCAAAAAACAGCAAACCAGCAGCUGGUUUACCAGUACAACUGGUACAAACAGUUCAUUAGCGUAUUCUACAAGCUAGUGGGAAUCAGAGUGAUCGAUGUGAGACAGAGCAUCCACAAACACCAGGAGGCCGUGUACACAAGCAUCGAGAACGGGAAGAAAGAGAAAAAAGAGAAUACAAACGAGAUAAGCAUAAAGCUGCUGUCAAAACAGAAAGAAAAAACCGUCGUAAUUACCCUGGUCUUUGUAGAUGGAAAGAUACACGGACACACCAUACACAAAACAGAGGGAACGUCGCAGAUAGAGCCAAUCUCCUGCAGCAGCCUCUUCAACUAUUGCAAGAAAGUCAACAGCACAAAAUACUUCAUAUUUGAGAGCAUCUACCAGCAGCUGAGCCACAGGGAGUAG
Messenger RNA from Nematocida minor, 957 nucleotides. RefSeq lists its product as uncharacterized. Lineage: Eukaryota; Fungi; Microsporidia. The transcript has a single exon. The record is from RefSeq and is a predicted model, not a curated record. The coding region runs from base 1 to 957 and encodes 318 amino acids.